GCCUCGAGUUGUCUACCGUGACUCAAACUCGUACAAGACUCCCCGAAAACCUGAAGGCCUGAAGCUUGAAUAACGAUAUUCUACUCGUACUCCGAGCAUGGAUGCAGAGCUACGAUGUAAUCGACUGACAUGUCGCAAGACUCUCAUUGACAAGGCGGUGGUGACAACAUGCUCGCAUAUAUUCUGCGGUAAGAUCUGAUGAAGGCCGAACGAACAAACGCAAAGGGUUCACUGACUUGGAAUGACCCUUGCGGUUUCACUAGUUGACUGUGCGAACGAAUUGUUCAAUGCCUCGCGGUUAUGUCCUGCUUGCGAAACAUCACUGACCGAGCCAGACGACGUGGUUGUGUGCUCAUUACAUCCCACUAAUGACUACAAAACGUCUGUUCUUUCGGGUCUCAGUCCGUCCUUAAUCAUGGAAAUUUGCAGCCGGGCUCUAUCAUUUUGGCAGUAUCAGGUACACCAAGAAAAUUCAUUCCAGCAAGCGGUCAUCCGCAACCUCAAUGACAAGCAAGCACAGUUACAGAAGCAGCUAGACAAUGUCAUCAGAGAAGCGAAUGGAGAAAUCAAUCUUCUGAGCAACAAGGUCGCAGAGUUGGAACGCGACAUGGAACUGGAACGGCGAAAGGUUCAUGAACUACAGGAUUCUUCCAGAGAACGCGAGAAGGAGUAUCAAAAACUUAAGGCCCAAUACGACAAAGCCAAGCGGAAGUCGUUGCUUGCUCCAGACACUGCUCCAGCUAGGCAGGGUGUCGGCGGUGUGAACAUGUUUAAUCAACCUCCUCAAGACGACCAUAAUAAAGGUAGAGCUGGUGUGGAUAUUGGUGCAGUGAUCGGCGGAAUGGACGCGAAUGGGAUACAAAGAACUCCGUUGGUUAAUCGCACCAUGGCCGGUCCUUUCGGCCCUCAUCAAAGCGCCGCUUGGCCGCAGGCUGCUCGCCCUCAGCAGCGCACCAACGUGCAGCGACGACCUUUUACUGUCAACAACAACGAUCCUUCAUAUAGAACAAACUCUAUCUCGGAACGUUCCGAUAGCGCCAACGAGGUUGAAAACAUGCUCCUCCCACACUUCAAUCGUUCAAAAGUUCCUCCGCCAUCCGGUGGUUCGGGCGGGUCCGGUUGGGGCGGGACAAGUUCAUCUGCCAGACCUCGUCCUGCCCAGCAGCAUCAGUUCAGUAGCAACCAGGUCGUCAAACAUGGAUUCAGACCUGCAAGGUAAAUCUCAGCACAGUAUCAUUCUAUUCCGAUUCCGGCAGUAGUGUAGUCAUGAAAACAAAUAAUACAUGUAUCAUAUAGAUAGACGAAUCCGAGUACCGUAUUGCACGAGGGUAUAAAAUGUGCGAGUGAAAGCAACAAAGCAUAAAUGAGCACUGUCAGAUCAAACAUAACGAGAGGGUGGACUAGUCAUAACGUAGAGUUCCAUUCUUCUCGUCUUCGAGAUAUUGCCCAAUAGCAAGGAUAUCUUGGCCUGCCCUACGAAGAUACCCUCCAAGGAUAGUUUUAUCGGCCUUCGGGAGCAGAGCAGCAAGUUUGUCCACCUGACGUGCGAAUUCAUCUGGGUCAGUGGGCGAUCCGCGUUCAGAAAAUGUGUGGUGGCCACUGAGUUGCGAAGGUCGUUGUAUAACAACUGUGCUCGAUCGGUGGUGACCCAAGCCACUCGACGGGGACUGAGGAGAAAGGACUAUGGUUUUGGACCUCUG
Molecule: messenger RNA, 1700 nt
Organism: Suillus subalutaceus
Lineage: Eukaryota; Fungi; Basidiomycota; Agaricomycetes; Boletales; Suillaceae
Exons: 14
Coding region: 242-1219 (325 amino acids)
Biological process (GO): reciprocal meiotic recombination
Cellular component (GO): synaptonemal complex
Molecular function (GO): ubiquitin protein ligase activity
Source: RefSeq, a predicted model, not a curated record